Molecule: messenger RNA, 633 nt
Organism: Telopea speciosissima
Lineage: Eukaryota; Viridiplantae; Streptophyta; Magnoliopsida; Proteales; Proteaceae
Product: vacuolar iron transporter homolog 4-like
Exons: 1
Coding region: 1-633 (210 amino acids)
Biological process (GO): intracellular manganese ion homeostasis
Cellular component (GO): membrane
Molecular function (GO): iron ion transmembrane transporter activity; manganese ion transmembrane transporter activity
Source: RefSeq, a predicted model, not a curated record
AUGGCAAACCUAGAAGCUGGCAACCCACGAGCCAUUGAGCCCCUCGAGAUAGAGAUCCCCGACGGUGGUAUUAAUUACAUCCAGAGGGCACAAUGGCUUCGAGCAGCAGUUCUUGGAGCCAACGAUGGAUUGAUAUCAGUCUCAUCGAUGAUGUUGGGUGUUGGAGCAGUUAAACAGGACGUGAAAUCCAUGAUCCUCACUGGUUUUGCAGGGAUGGUUGCUGGUGCUUGUAGUAUGGCAAUAGGAGAGUUUGUAUCAGUUUACUCGCAGUUAGAUAUAGAAGUGUCUGAGAUGAAGAGAAAAAAUGUGAGGGAGAAUGGAAAAAAAAGUGGGGAUGAGGGAGAGAAUGAAGAUUUGCCAAACCCAUUCAAGGCAGCCGCAGCAUCUGCUCUUUCAUUCGUAGUGGGAGCUGUGGUGCCACUGAUAUCAGCAGCAUUUAUACAAUCAUAUAAGGAGAGAUUGGGGGUGGUGAUUGCAGUGGCAUGCUUGGCGUUGGUAAUAUUUGGAGGGUUAGCUGCAUUUCUAGGGAAAGCACCUGUGAAGAGAUCUUGCUUGCGGAUGUUGGUUGGGGGUGCGCUGGCUAUGGCCAUAACCUAUGGAUUGACCAAAUUGAUUGGACUUGCUGGAGUUUAA